ACCAUCCAUUUCAAAUCUCUCCUCCUCUCUAGCUAGAACAACACCAUUGAUCAAAACACAAAAACCAUUUAAAGAUUUCUCAUUUGAGGAAGCAUGGCUUCUUCAUCGUCAUCCAUUAAGGAUAACAAUUAUCCAGAAUGGAUCCCUAACCUAACUCCAAGGAGGUCACCAUUUCCACUCCUUGGCAACAAAGAAAAAAAUGAUGAUAUUGAUCAUUUGGAAGAAAUCAAGAAUAAGAACAGUUCAUUUGAGGCUGCAGGGGUUUUCUUGACAUGGGAAGAUUUAUGGGUUACUGUAGGAAGUAGUGAGGAUACUGAUAAAGCUAUAAUCCAAGGGCUUAAUGGGUAUGCUCAACAUGGGGAGAUAUUGGCUAUUAUGGGCCCUUCUGGUUCUGGCAAGUCAACUCUUCUUGAUGCAUUAGCAGGAAGAUUAGCCUUGAACACAAGACUUUCAGGCUUGAUCAAAGUAAAUGGUCAAAGACAAACGUUAGCUUUUGGAACAUCGGCAUAUGUUGCUCAAGAUGAUGCACUAACAACAACAUUAACAGUGAAAGAAUCUGUUUACUACUCUGCUAUGCUCCAAUUACCUGAUUCCAUGACCGUUUCUGAAAAGAAACAAAGAGCAGAGACGACAAUAAGGGAAAUGGGAUUACAAGAAGCAAUGAAUACAAGAAUAGGAGGCUGGAGCGGUAAAGGACUUAGUGGAGGACAAAAGAGAAGAGUAAGCAUUUGUAUAGAGAUUUUAAAACGUCCAAAGCUACUCUUUCUAGACGAACCCACAAGUGGUCUCGAUAGUGCAGCAUCAUACCAUGCCAUGAACAGAAUUGUGAAGCUUUCGCAACAAUGUGGUAUGACUGUUAUCGCUUCCAUUCACCAACCAAGCCAUGAAGUUUUUGCUCUCUUUAAUAAUCUUUGUCUACUUUCUUCUGGUAGAACUGUUUAUUUUGGUCCAGCAUCUUCAACAGAUGAGUUUUUCGCAUUAAAUGGAUUCCCUUGCCAAAGUAUGAGAAAUCCUUCGGAUCACUAUCUAAGAACUAUCAACAAAGACUUUGAUAACGAUGAGGACAUUGAAAAAGGUUUGGCGCAAAAUAAACCGGUAACUACAGAGGAAACAAUUAACAUUUUAAUUGAGUCAUACAAGUCAUCUCAGUUCUUCCAACAAGUACAUUAUCAAGUUUCCGAAAUAUCUAAAAUGGAAGGGAGAGUACUUGAGAAAGGAAGUCAAGCUAGCUUCUUAACACAAUCAUUUAUCCUUACAAGAAGGUCUUUCGUAAACAUGUACCGCGAUUUAGGCUACUACUGGUUACGUCUUGGAAUCUAUGUUUCACUCUGUCUUUGUAUUGGUACCAUGUUUUAUGACAUUGGCCACGAUACUGGUUCAGUACAGGCUAGAGGUGCAAUGCUUAUGUUUGUAGCCUCAUUCUUAACUUUCAUGUCAAUUGGCGGAUUCCCUUCUUUCGUGGAGGAUGUGAUGAUAUUUGGCAGAGAAAGAUUAAACGGGCAUUACGGUGUCGCAGCUUUUGUAGUUGGAAACACACUUUCCUCUAUACCAUACUUGCUUAUAAUCGCCGUAAUCCCGGGAGCUAUUGCUUAUUACUUAGUUGGUCUUCACAAAGGAUUCGAGCAUUUUCUCUUCUUUGUUCUAGUAAUUUUUGCAUCAGUGAUGUUAGUCGAGAGCUUAAUGAUGCUCGUGGCUAGUAUAGUUCCUAAUUAUCUUAUGGGUAUAAUAAUUGGAGCAGGAAUUCAGGGAAUAAUGAUAUUGAACGCUGGUUUCUUUAGACUACCGGAUGAAAUUCCAAAUCCUUUUUGGAAAUACCCAAUGUACUACAUUAGUUUUCAGAGGUACGCGAUUGAAGGACUCUACAAGAAUGAGUUCGAAGGAUUAAGUUUUCCUAGGAAUCAAGGAAGUGGUUCAUCAACUAUUACUGGUGAAGAAAUUUUGAAAACAGUAUGGAAAAUUCCCAUGGGUUAUUCGAAAUGGAUCGACAUGGUUAUCCUGUUUGGAAUGGUGGUUUUAUAUAGGCUAAUGUUCUUUAGUCUUAUCAAGAUUUCUGAAAAACUUAAACCAAUUUUACAGACUUUCUUAGUUGCACAACGUAAGCAAACAAAAUGUACCGGUUAAAUAUCGCACCCGUAAGUAUUAUGCGAAGCGGUACUAUUAUAAGGGGGCGAACGAACUCGCACGUAUUAUACCCCAGAUGACGGAAUCAAUGACGUCAUAAGGUCACGAGUAAAAUGUGAACCCAGUGUGAAGUUCAUGAGUACGUGCAAAUCGAUCCAAUACACGGGUGCGAGCACAUCGCACGUCAGAUCCGAAAAUAGGGGCUUUAUUAACUUUCCUCCACUAUGUAAAAUUCCUGUAUAUAGGACCAACCAUCCUUGUGUUGGGAGAGAGAUCCUUUUAGAGAGUUGAGAUAGAAUUAUAGGAGAGAGAAAGUUAUUUUCUACCCAAGUUAGGGUUUUAUCUUCUUCUUUUCUUGUAUUGAUUUCUAAGCUUAAUAAAGUUUUUAUAAGUGUUUUUCAUGA
Messenger RNA from Papaver somniferum (opium poppy), 2525 nucleotides. Its product is annotated as ABC transporter G family member 11-like. The transcript has 7 exons. Gene Ontology annotation, cellular component: membrane. Bases 94 to 2121 code for a protein of 675 amino acids. The record is from RefSeq and is a predicted model, not a curated record. Gene Ontology annotation, molecular function: ATP binding; ATP hydrolysis activity; ABC-type transporter activity. Lineage: Eukaryota; Viridiplantae; Streptophyta; Magnoliopsida; Ranunculales; Papaveraceae.